AUGUUAAAAGUUCAACAUUGUGUAACAGCUGUGAAGAUACCAAAGAAAAAGCCAUAUAUUUGUGACAUGUGCUAUAAACAAUUUGAAACUCCAUCAAAAUUAGCUAGGCAUUAUCUCAUACAUACUGGUCAAAAGCCAUUUGAAUGUCAUGUAUGCAAUAAAACUUUUAGGCAGCUAGUCCACCUGGAGAGGCAUCAGUUAACCCAUAAGCUGCCUUUUAAGUGUAUUGUUUGUUAUAGAAACUUCAAAAAUGUAGUCACUUUCUUAAAGCAUCAGAAGCUUCAUAAUGAAAAUUAUGCGAAUGAUACAAAGCAAGCAGAAAACUAUAUAAAUGCUGAGCAAGACAGGGUCACUUGUGGCAUAUUUCAUUGUUCUGUGUGCUGGAAACCCUUUACAGCUAAAGAGAGGUGGAUGCUGCAUCAGUGCCUCAAGUCAGAUCAUCUACAUGGUUCCAGAAGGAGAAAGAAGAAAACUCACACUUGUGAAUCAUGUAACAAGACGUUCCCAUCAAGAUCCAAGCUAGAAAGGCACUUCCUUAUUCACACUGGCCAGAAACCUUUUGUGUGUUCUUCAUGUGGCAAAUCUUUCCGACAGUCAACACACUUGAAAAUUCAUCAGCUCACACACACAGAAGAAAGGCCUUUUCAGUGCUGUUUUUGUCAGAAGGGAUUUAAAAUACAGAGCAAACUCAUGAAGCAUAAACAGCUCCAUGCCAGAAAUAAGACUUUCCCCAAUAUUGUAUGCAAAGCAAAGAUCCUUAAAUAUCCCAGACCACACAAUGUGUUGGAAGGAAAAUGGGAUAAUUUUGAGAAUGCUGAUACACACAAGUCACAAGAGAAUGACCUACAUGAUGUGCACUCAAUUUAUAUUGUACCUUUUCAGUGCCCAGCAUGUGACCAGUGUUUUGAAACAGAGCAUGUUCUAAAUUUGCACAGAUGUUGUUCAAAAGGUAGCAGAAGUUCAGAUAAUGGCACAGCAGCAUGCAGACACACAGUCAACAGGAAAAAUAAGACCCUGAUGAAAAUGAAGCAUACUGGAGGAAAGACAACAAAUUUUUCUCUGGCUGACAGAAAAAAAAUGAAAUCAGGUCACGCUGGAAGUCCUGACCUGGUUACAGCUAGAGAUCAGUGUUGUGAUCAGCACGUGUCCACUAAACCUUCCAAGAACUGCCAGAGCAGGUGUGACAGGCACAAGUCAGUUUGUAAUCAGAUGAAAAGAAUGUUUGCUGGGCUAUUACCUUGGCAAGAGUACCCACAACCUCCUGACUUGGGCUGUAAUUUAAAAGGUUUGCUUCCUGGUGAAAGCAUGUUAAAUGUCAGUGGUUCACUGGAUAAUAAAGGUGAUGCUUUUUAUGGUUCAUCAAAUGAUAGUUUUUUUGAUAAUCCAGAAGCACUCCACUGUGCUUUUUCAUCUUCUGCUAAAAAUACACAUAACAGACACAAAGUGUGUAAAUGUGACAGAUGUGAAAAAAUUUUUCCAUCUUCAUCCAAACUUCAAAGACACUAUCUUAUACACACGGGACAAAAGCCCUUUGGCUGUAAUGUUUGUGGGAAGACAUUUAGACAGUCAGCUCACUUAAAAAGACAUCAGCUCACCCAUACUGAAAAGAGAGCCUGUAAAAGCCCUGUUUGCCAGGUAGAAUUUGAAAAGCUGAACAAACUUUUCAAUCAUCAGGAAGAUCACACUGAAUUUAAGUCUUCUCAGCCUGUGGGUUGUUCAGGUUAUUCUCAAACACCUUCACAGCCAUCUGGCUUUCAAGAAUUUGAGCUGAUUCAGUCAAACCAAACAGCUGAAAUCAAAGUUGAAAUUGAGUCAGGGGAUUUUGUUCUUGACACCAGCAGUAGAAACCCACAGACGUAUUUGUGCAGUAAAUUGUUGGGAACAGAGCAGAGCUGUUACAGCUAUUGGCAUGAUUUUUCUGAAGGUACUGAAAAAAGUGAAGCUGUUAACAAAUUAUAUCAAUGCAGUAUCUGCUUUAAAACUUUUAAAUCUCCUUCAAAGCUUGAAAGACAUCACCUAAUGCAUGCUGGACAGAAGCCAUUUGAAUGUUUAGUUUGUGGAAAAAAAUUCAGACAGGCCCCACAUUUGAAAAGACACCACCUUAUUCACUUUAAAGAGAGCUUAAAGCUUAGUUCCACUGAGGAACAAGCAGAGAAUAUCUUAUUAUCAAAACGGGCUAAUGUCAAAUGA
Molecule: messenger RNA, 2190 nt
Organism: Cinclus cinclus
Lineage: Eukaryota; Metazoa; Chordata; Aves; Passeriformes; Cinclidae
Gene: ZNF770
Product: zinc finger protein 770
Exons: 1
Coding region: 1-2190 (729 amino acids)
Source: RefSeq, a predicted model, not a curated record